AGUCAGGCACUGCUAGGAGAGCAGAUUAUGAAGCGGAGCUCAACCAGCGGCAGUCUCCUUUCAUUGUCUCAAUGGCUGCACACGCAUUCCUCCUCUGCUCCCUCGCCUUGCUGUCCGCUCUCAGCCGGCCUGGGCUCUCCUUCAAUGAGGAAGAGUUGCAGCCGGGACUCAUCUAUGACGAAGUGCCUGAAAUCCUGGACAGAAGCAAAGAGAACCCCAAACAAGCAACAAGAGUCACAUCAAGUCAAGAUGGUGGGUACGGCUUAGAAAGUGAAGAGGUUAUUUUGACGCCUGAAGAUGAAAACCCACUCAGGAGAAUACUGCAGCCUUUUAACUGGCAUCAGCCAGGCAUGUCUCACAGUAAGAGGAAGCUGCUCCAGUCUCUGAUGGGGCCUUAUGGCCCGCUGAGCGUGUCUUACAAUGGGAAGACCUGCAUUCUGUUCAAGGCAAAGCGCCUGGCAAUCCGCUAUAGGAACCAUACCUUCAUUGACCUGACGGAGAGGGUCUUCAACACCAACUCACCUGUGGACACUAAAGGCUCCAUUUGCACCAAGGAAAAAGCCACGCUUUCAUUAAGGUUUGGUGAUGUGGAGGACUUGCGAGGUCUAGUAAUCAGGCUUCAAAUGUCAAACACGUUUUAUGAGGCAGCUGGUCAAAACUGGUUCACACUAGAUAGUGUUCACAUCCACUACAACUGGACACAGGAGGCCACGUUCAACGCCAGCGAGGUCUACGCUCCGGCCACUUCAUCCUACCAUUGCCAGCACGUCAGCAGCCUUCACAAAUAUGACACCCUGCUAGUGCCCAGCUCCCACACUGACACAUCUGCUAACUGGCACAUCACUUUCACUGAUUUCCAGAUCCAGGCCUUCAAUGUGCAGUCUGACAAGUUUGCGUCGGCCAGUGACUGUGCCACUUUCCUGACACCAGCCAUCCUGAUGGGCUUGGUGACAUCUUUGAUCCUGCUCCUCGUCUUAGCCUACGCCCUGCACAUGGUGGUACACCUCAAGCACAUCGACCGCUAUGAGGAGCACAAAGCCACCGUCUACUUUCCCCGUAGUCCAGAAGCUGAGUUGCCAGACAAGAACAGCCUGUGAAGGAAAAAAAGAAGAUCUGGAGAGCGACAGGGGGACAGAGGGAGAGAGAAAGCUGAGAAAGCAAGGCCGAGGGGCGUGCAAGUGAAUAUAAGAGUGAAAAAGUAUCCCCCACAGAAUAUUUGUUCAACAAAAUGACAACUUUGCCUGUUCAUAUGAAAAUCUUGUACGUCUUAACUACUUUAAGUAAAUGCAGACCGUGGUCGGAUACUUUUUCUUCUUCUCUCAUUGACCUGCAUCUUGGCAUCCAGAUUUUGAAUAAGGCCUUUGGAUGUUCAAGGUUCUCCCUCACAGAUGGUUCAUGAUCCUGAUGUCAAAGGUCAAGGACAGUCCUGGGGCCCUGAAGGGCAACAGCAUAUACAGGCCAUUACCCCAGUCAGCCAUUAAAACCACAAAAGACUAGCAGCUGUAGCUAAUACAGCUAACAUCAGAUGCUCCCGACUAUACAUAUGUAUUACAUGGCUCACGAGUGUCAUAUUACAAGCUUCCAUAACACACAUUGUCUUUCCAGCUUUCAUUACAGUGUACUUUGUCUAAUACCGCUGCAAGAAAUAUAUACUUCAAACAGCCAGUUUUAUAGCUGAAAUAGCCGUAUUAGCUGCAUGCCAUAAAAGGCUGGUCAAUCUGGGCUAGCACAGUGUUUCCUAAUAAUAAGGAUUACAAAGAGUCUUGCAUGAGUUGCAGCUUAAAAUAAUCAAACAUGGCACAAAGAAGAAGGAGCUUGAAAAGCUUUUGAGUGUAAGCAAAGGCAAAUAUCGGGAACCACUGGUCUAGCAUCUGGCUGGAGUGAAUGGACCAGCACUACCAGCCCUUCAGCGCCUCUGGAGCCUCUCACCCCACCCCUGAACAAGACUGCUGCUUGGGACUUAACUGUGAAAAGGCCUUUUACAGACCAGCCAGACAAAGGGGGGUUCUACAAACUAGCACAACAUUGGUUAGUUGCGAAAGCACUAACGACAAACUAUCAAAGACUAUACAAGGAACUAUGCUGCACAAGACUGCCCGUCUGAGGGCAUGGCAGGAAAGCGGGUCUUGCGAUGACUUGACUCUCUGAGGGUCAAGCGUUUGGACAAGGGAGGCCGAGGGCCCUCCAUCCACACCACUGGAUUUGACUGCCAAAGUGAAGCUACAAAGGAGUUGCCAUGAAACACGGAGGGAGACGGAGUGAGACAAUGUGAAAACGAAAGCUUAUCGUUACAGCUAUGUACAAAGCAAAAACACAUACAUGUACAGAAGCGUCACUCUGCGGAGGUCUUUUUUUAUAUACAAUGUAAUCAUGAAAUACUAUUAGGUACAGGAUGACUAUGCUAAUCCUCAUAACCAAAAGGAUAUACAAAGCUGUAGAUACAUUAAGAUCUCUAUACGAUCAUAGCUGUUUACUAUCUUCAAAUAUUGCACAACUAAUAAAAAUAGGUACAAGUAAGACAUUGUGCUAUGAGGAUUGGUGAAAGUAUCAAUGCAUAUGAUUUUUUCUACAAAGUAUUAACAUAUUACACUGUUUGUCUAUUUGUUUUAAGCUGGGCCAGACAAUGUAAGGUCCAGUUUCAUCUAACUGUAAAUUACAGUACAAAUUCCUACCAUAGAAGGACGAUACUAUGGAAUGCCGUCCACCCACCUGGACUUAUAGAUGCCAUUAUUAUGCCAGAAGCCACACUAGCAGCAGUAACAGCAUCAGUAAGUCAUUACUACUGAUAAAAACACUCAGCAUGACAGUAAAUAGAUAUCUUAACAUUCGAUAUGGCAGUUCUGUCAAUCUGUAGCAGUGUGAAAUGUGUUCUUUGGUCAUAAAUGUAUCCUACAAACUAUGAAAUGAGCGGAGGCAGUUUGUCCAAGGACCAACUGAUGUAGAUUGAACAAUAAAUGAUAUUCAGAGGA
This is a messenger RNA of Epinephelus fuscoguttatus (brown-marbled grouper), 2969 nucleotides long. RefSeq names its product ATPase H+ transporting accessory protein 1 like b (gene atp6ap1lb). NCBI's taxonomy places the organism in Eukaryota, Metazoa, Chordata, Actinopteri, Perciformes, Serranidae. The transcript is spliced from 7 exons. Gene Ontology annotation, cellular component: proton-transporting V-type ATPase complex. The coding region runs from base 72 to 1097 and encodes 341 amino acids. The record is from RefSeq and is a predicted model, not a curated record.